Messenger RNA from Plasmodium coatneyi, 6483 nucleotides. RefSeq lists its product as uncharacterized. NCBI's taxonomy places the organism in Eukaryota, Apicomplexa, Aconoidasida, Haemosporida, Plasmodiidae. Bases 1 to 6483 code for a protein of 2160 amino acids. The transcript has 4 exons. The record is from RefSeq and is a predicted model, not a curated record. Gene Ontology annotation, cellular component: nucleus. Gene Ontology annotation, molecular function: nucleic acid binding; protein binding.
AUGAUUAACCUGCAAGUGCACCAACUGCGAAGCCCCAGCGAGGUGGACCACUGCGAGUGCGGCAACCUGCUGCACGAAAAGAGCCUAGAAUUUGUCCUAGUGAAAAAUAAAAACCUAAGCAUAUAUACCUACCAAAAGGAGAGAAAAAAAAAUCACCUUAUAUACGAGACAAAGCUAAACGCACCAGUUGUGAAGCUCCUAAUAUUAAAGAAUGUCUUUCUGCGAAAAAACAAGGAAAGAAUUAGUGGUGUUUUGCUUGUAUAUAAGGGGAUGCAUUUCGUCCUCUACCGAUUCAACCGUCAUUUGAAUACCCUUGUGGUUGUUUUAAAACACAGCUUUAUAAAGAAGGUAAACUUUCAGUCGCUUUUUUACUCAUUACCGGUUUCUGUUAAUUAUGUGCACAAGUAUGAUAAGGGGGGAGGCAGCGCCGCGGGGAGGAGAAUCCGCAUCGGCGGAAGGAAAUCCGUCAUGGGCAUCACCAGGAGGAGGAAAUUCAAAUUGUCCUCCAAACGGAUGAAAGGGUGUAUUCCAGGAUUACGCCAAGGAGGGGAACUCCCCCAGCAAGUAGUGCCCACGAAAAAGCGAAAGGGAAAAGGAACAGGUCGAAGGAGGAAGGCAGCUCCGGUUGGAAAGCCCACCAAAUCGGAACUCAACUCACAAAACGGUAUUAACGACGAAACAUAUUUUAACCCUUACGGUGAGAGGGGAAGAAGUGACGACAUGGAAGACCCUUUUUGGCUAGAUCGACCCGUUCCAGAGGACAUCAACAUUGGGGAUACUUAUAAGCAGACCCUCCGAAUUGGCCAAAAUGGACAAGCCAAAAGGAGGAAGCGAAGUUUGAAUUUUUGCGAAUUCGUUGUUUCCUUCUCGAGUGACUUCAAAACGAUUUACUUCCUUUUCUACUCAUCGAGGAGACGGAGGAAAAAUGGUUUGGACCCGACUUGUGCUGGAGAGAUGAAGACGAUCUACUUUGGGAAGGGCCUCUACCUGUUUAACGUUAUGAAAGUUAACCUGCAGGACCUCUAUCGGCAUUUUAUUUUUAUUAAAAAGAUUUUUUUCCAUGGCGGGAAUAUCCACGUGUUGCUGCAGAAUGAGCCGGUCAACGUGGGACACGCCACACUGGAAGAACUGAGCCUGAAGAUGCUAAUCCUACGGCAGGAGGAUCACAAGUUUGACGCGAACAAGCUGAUCAAGGGGUUCCCAAACGGUACUGUAGACCUCCUGCGGGUGAAGGAGCUCCUAAUAUGUCUCUGCCAGGAUUAUAUCUACCUACUAAACAUGAAAAAAAACCAAAAGGUAAUUUAUAUUUUUAAAAAAAGUGGUUACACCAAUGGGGUUCUUCACUCGCAAAGGAAGGAAACUCUGUUCUGUGAUUGCACAGAUUUUAAUGUGCGCUUCAAACAGAGUAGUAGCAACAUGUGUUACAAGAAGGGGAAGCUUUUUAUACUGACCAGGAGGUGUGUCCUGGAAGGGACCCUAUCAAGGGAUCAUAACAAUUUGGUGAAUCUGAUAAAAUGGAGGAAGGUUCACACGUUCAAGUAUGAUUUAGCUAAGUUCUCUGUUUAUUUCUUUGGAGGGAGAGUCCACUUUGUGUGCUGCUACAAUGGGCUCUGUGGUAGAGCCGACGUGGAUUUGCUCGUGAGGAAAAGGCGGGGAAGACCCACCAGGGGUGAACCCAUCAGAGGAUCCUCGAGGAAGAGAAAGGCAGCUCCCCCUGCACAUGCAAUGAAGAGGAAGAAGUGUGAUGAGGGAUCCCAUAUCAGGGACGUGCCACCCGAUAUGGACGUUCUGUCUACAAAUGAAGAUCCCCUAAUUGCGCCUUCCCCCGUUCUAACCAAUCGUGGAAACCCACCACGAGGGGCCAAGAAGGAACGACCGAAUGACAACUUCCUAAUGGACCUCCUAACCUACCUGAACAAAAACCCAACGGUGAACGAACACACGAAAGGACUCAACCACAGCAAGUACGACUUCCUAUUUCAAAAAUAUAAAAAAAAAAUAAAAAUUUUGGAAGGAAAUUAUUCCUUGAUAAAUGCCCAAGGGGGGGUCGAGUACGUACCUUCCCUUUUCAUCCUUAAGAGAAGGAAGAAAAAAAAGCGGGAAAAAAAAAUGGGAACCCACCUCCCCCAAGGAAAUAACCCCCCAAAAAAAGAAGUAAUAACCAUAGUGGAUAAAAUAUGCUCCAAAGGGAUGCUGACAGAUUUGGUUAAAUCGAAUGAGGAACCCAACCUAAUCAACAACAGCGGCUACUUCGCCCUUAUAGGGAAUAAAAAAUUUAGCAGCAUUCAGAAAAUUUUCUUCAAAGUUCCUUUUACAACUCUCUUAAAUGUGUCCUUCGGAGGAAUCUGUGUAAAGAGUGUGUGUGCCAGUGAGGGAGGAAGAAGGAACAGCAUCCGUCAGUAUGUUAUGAUUAACCUAGAAGAAUGGAAACCCGAGGAGGGUGAAGACAAUGGACUGAUAAGGAGGAGCCUCCUCCUAUGCGUAGACAACCUUAACGCAUGGAGACAGAAAAAGGGGACAAUCACAAAAAUGACUCCUUCGAAUGGGAACAAGGAACUACCAGUGGAUGAACCAACAAGUAAUGGGUUGCACUCGUCUGACGUGGGGGACAACCCAAGGGGAUCCCUACUUUGCAAUCAUCGGGCCAAAGUUAUAUAUACGCUAAGGGGAGACAGUCUGCAGGGGCAACCAUUCGACCACGUGGAGUUCCCUCCAACGGGCACCGCCAAGGCGAACGCCUUUCUUGCCUUUUUUAGAUCCUACCCGUUUGUUCAUUACAGCAAUAGGGAUGUGAAAAGAUACCUGGAGGAGGGGGGUUCCAACCGUGGGGCGGACCAUUCCGUUGGCCGAGUAGACGAAUCGGAUGAAAGGAUCAGCAGUCACAUCGAAGCUGAAUUAAAAGAAAAGUACGUGCAGUUUUUCCUCAUGGAGAGAGAAAAAAAUACUCACUUAAGUAUGGAAGGGAAUUGCAUAGCUCUGUUAAGGUUUAAGUCUUUACUAGUGCAGGUUUGCCAGAAACAGAUCAACGUGUCUCUUUACGCCAACACGUGCAUGGUGCUUCGCAACAUCUGUUUGGAGGACGCCGUGGUGGAGUGCAAGCUGGUGAGGAAGUUUUUAAUUCUUCGACACGAAAGUGGUAGCUGCUCUGUGUACACCUUCCACAUAGACGCAGUGACAGACCUGUUGCUGCGGGUGGGUGAAGUCACGUCGUUACUUAACAUGUGUCUGUUACGUUGUCUAGAUGUGGACAGUGGGGAACAGGAAAUUAACCUCCUCCAGUUUGCAACUACCGUCAUGGAGGGAGAACCUUCCCCCUGGAAUUGCACCAACAUAAAGGAGCAAGACCUGCUUUCCAUUUUUCUGACCCAAACGCCAGACCUGUUUUGCGAAGUUGUAAAAAGGAUGGGUGACUCAAACGUAGGAGAAAUUAUCUCCUUCUACACCCAGUUGGACAACGUCCGCUGUAUUUCCACGGUGAAGAGGAGAACCCAGAGUCUUCUCGCUUUUCUGGAUGACUCCAACUGCACCCUGCGUAUUUUCCACCUGGAGAAGAGACGCACCCUUUUUAUUAGCAACGCUUUGUUAGAUGUGCCCAAGUAUCUGUACAACGCGAAACGCUACAAACGUCACAAACGUUACAAACGUCACAAACGCGAGAAAAUAAAAACAGAGGAGGGAGAGGUGCCCCCCGGGGAACUCCUCCUCGACACGUAUAAACUGGAGGAGGUAAUAAAUGUGCUCCUCUUCCCACUAGGCCCCAACUACGUCUUAAUCGUUUUCCUAACGGGGAGACCCAUCCUGAUCUACAAAAGCGUUCGCGAGGUGAGAAACGUAAUCAGAUUGAAGUUCCAGGUGGUCACACACAGGUAUACACAACCCCUACUCAGUAACGUUCAUUUUGUGAAGGACCCCAAUGGUGGAAACGCACAAGUUGUCACCAUUUCGCGUGAUAAGGAAGAGAUGAACAACGGUUUCUUCCUCCACAUUGAUGGGAAAAACAAGGGAAGGACUAAAGAGGACAGAGUAGGACUUCAAAUGAAGGAGAAAAAGAAGAAGAAAAAAAAACUAUCCAAUUGCAUAGUAGGUUAUCCCCAUGUGGACAUCUCCAAGGUGGACUUAAGUCACGUGACUGGCAAUCAGCAAGAGCAGCUUUAUCAGAAGGUCCGUUCGUACAACGCAUCCUUCCCCCCUUUACUAUUGUCCAAUUGUAGGGGGAAGCUAUUUGUUCACCGCUGCGGUGGGGAGGGCGAAAUCGCACCGGAGGGACAACCCAAGGGUAUGGUAAAAAUUGACGGUAAUGCGUUCCUCAGGGUUGAACCAACGGGCCUUCGCAUCGUUACAAUUGGGGAAGAAGAAAAAGUAUGUGCAGCAGGUUCGGAACGACCUGGCCUAAAUGACCUCCUUCAGCGCGAAUCACAGUUAAACCGUGACGUUGCGCAGACGCUAAGUGGGGCUUCUCCCCCUUUGGAGGUGAUCUGCCACCACAGCAACGUCGACAAGGUACAAGUACAGAAGGAGGUGUUCCUUGUGAGAAGACCCCCUCCGAAUAAACUCUCCUUCAACGACGACUUCGUCUCGAAGCUCUUUUUGUCCUACCCGUACGUUUGUAAGAUUGCCGUUUCGCAGUUUGAGUACUUUCUGAAGAGGGGGAAACGACACCAAAAAAAGGGGGCGAACAAACCAACGGAAGACACGGAGCAAGACAAUCACCCAGUUGCACCUAACCAACAGGGCGAACCCACCGAAACGGACCCACCCUUGCACAGCACCACCCGCGGAAAGAUCAUCUGUGCCGUGGUCCGAAUGAAAUAUGAGGAAUACCACUGCCUGAAGAAGCUACAAAAAAGGAGACUAAAUUUGCAAAAAGACGAAUUGCGAAAUAACGUUGCAUAUGCAGGGGAGGAAGAAGUGCAGUGCGUGCCAAAUGUGCACUUGCAGGACAGCAUUAACAACCAGUACACGCACAAGCUGAAGGGGUUCCUCUGCGGAAACGACAACGAAAACGGGGAGGACGUAACGACAAAGAAAGACGAGCAGAUGAUCAGGAAGAACAACAAACUGAUUUGCUCUGCGAAAACGAAUGCAAAGUUUAGUAAGUUACUCCUCCUACACGAGUGUAAUAAAAAACGAAUCUAUGGAUACUACACCUUUGAGCACAGUGAGGAAGUGCACUGUGUUUCCUUCGGGUGUCUCCACGGAAAGGAGUACAUUUACGUGAGCACCAGCUUAAAUAUUGGUGAGAGGGUCGAAACGCAGGGGAACAUCUACGUGUUUGACUUAAGCGGCGUGUUCGUGCGGGUGGGGGAGGAUCCCAUCGGGGAGAAUCCCAACAGGGAAAAUCCUACCAGGGAAGGAGAAGCAACAACGGAAGGAAAUGAAGAGGGCGAAUACCCCCCCAUUGGGAAGAGCAAAAAAGGAAAGCUAUCCCUAUACAUGAAAAAGACGUAUAACAGCUCAGUGACGCAGAUCCACCCGUUCUACAUGCACAGCGAGGGUUUCCCAAAUGGGGGGUUGGAUAGUGCCCUCCAAAGCGUCAUCCUCAGUAAUGGGGGUGACACGAACCAUUAUGGUAAGUACGGGGAAUUACUCUCACCAGCAGAGGGGGAAGUGCCCUAUCCCCACGGUAAUAGGAUUAUAACAACGGGAAGGACGAACCGAAAAAGCAGACAUGUCGACCCAAACGUACACUGCAACAUCCUGCACUGCAUGAACUCGAAGCUUUUUAUUCAUGAGGUGAAUCAAAACGACUUUACCAAAGGUGCCUUCCUGGACAACAAUUUCUACAUCAGUGAUGUAAAAGUCGUAAAAAAUUUUUUCAUCAUAGCAGAUCUGUAUAGAGGUAUAUUCAUAGACAUGUAUAAAUAUGAGCAACAGUACGAUAGUAGAAGUAUCAUCCCUAUAGCGAAGCCUUUUUUUAGCGCAAAUUUAAAUGUCCUCUGUUGUCAAUACAUCGUUUUGGACUCUUCCAUGUGUAUCCUCGCCAUGGAUGUCUACAACAACGUUCUCAUCUUUUCGUUCAGGAAUUACCAAUCUGUGGAUACUUUAUACAUUUUUAAUUUUUUCAAUUUUUGUAGAAGAAUACUUAAAUUUGUGAAUGCUGUGCAUCCAGAUCGGAGGUCCAACUCUGCUCUGUCCAUUUCGAACGACGGAUCUAUGCAUUUGUUUCACCCGGUUGGAAGCAAAUCGUUUACCUUCCUGAGGGAAACUUACAAAUUGGUUAGGACGUCCCUCUUUCCCCACUUGGCUGUCAAUACACACGCGGAUUUGACCCCUGAUGUUUUCACCCAGUCGGUCAGACUUAACCUCCACAGGAAAACCGACUCCUUCUCGAUCAAAAACGUCCUCUUCGAUGACAUGUUACGGCAACUCCCCUUUUACUCCGCCCAAGUGCUUCACGAAUUAUUCCUCAAAAGGGCCAACCUCCUGGACCACAUAACGAUAGGGGAACUCCUAAUCGAGCUGAGUUCCUUGAACGAACGGUAA